This is a messenger RNA of Raphanus sativus (radish), 1481 nucleotides long. RefSeq names its product RING-H2 finger protein ATL46. The record is from RefSeq and is a predicted model, not a curated record. The transcript has a single exon. Lineage: Eukaryota; Viridiplantae; Streptophyta; Magnoliopsida; Brassicales; Brassicaceae. Bases 245 to 1291 code for a protein of 348 amino acids.
UUCAACUUUGCCUCGCACUUCGAAAAAUUAAAACAUCACAUUGUCGUCAUUUUCUUGUGGUUUUCUAUUUCCACCAUUAAAGCUCAAGAAAAGAAAAGAAAAGGCUAAGAGAGAGAGAGAGAAAGAAAAAGAGUUACUUUACUCUCUUCUUUCUCUGCAAAUCUGACAGAGGAGAAGAAGAAGAACCAAGCGCUCUUUGAUUAGAAGGGUGGAUCUUGAUAAUUGAGAGAUCUUCUUGCAAAACAUGUCUUCUUGGGUUCGAUUCGCAAUUGAGCAAAAAGACGGUACCUUUGCGUACCCGCCGCCUCCGCCGCCACCGUCUUCUUCCGGUAACAGAAUCAGCCCGGCGGUUCUAUUCGUGAUUGUGAUUCUAGCUGUCUUGUUCUUCAUCUCUGGCCUUCUUCAUUUGCUCGUUAGGUUUCUCACCAAGCAUCCUUCGAGGUCUAAUAGAUACCCCCAGAUCUCAACUACUGAUGCUCUCCAAAGACAGCUUCAACAGCUGUUCCAUCUUAACGACUCUGGUCUUGACCAAGCUUUCAUCGACGCUUUGCCUGUUUUCCACUACAAAGAAAUGGUCGGUGCCUCCAAGGAGCCGUUUGAUUGUGCGGUUUGUCUCUGUGAGUUUACUGAGAAAGAUAAGCUGAGGCUGUUGCCGACGUGUAGCCACGCUUUUCAUCUUAACUGUAUUGACACUUGGCUUCAGUCUAACUCUACUUGUCCUCUUUGUCGUGCCACUCUCUUCUCCCCUGGUUUCUCCAUGGAGAAUCCCAUGUUUGACUUCGAUGAUAUAAGAGACGACGAAGCCGAGAAAGCUAUGGAGAUUCAAGAAGUCGUUGUGGAGAAAGGGGUUUUACCGGUGAGGUUAGGGAAGUUCAAGAGGCUUGACAAUGUUGGUGGUGUUGUUGCUGGUGGAGGUGAGACUAGUAGUAGUAAUCUAGAUGCGAGGAGAUGUUUCUCAAUGGGUUCUUAUCAGUAUAUACUCGCUAACUCUGAGCUUAAACUCCCCUUUUGCAAAGAUAGGCAACGGCUUUUGAAACCUCAAGACAAAGAAUCUCAGGAGCAGAUUGGGGAUUCUUCAUCAUCAUUAUCAUCAGAUGAGAAGAAGAUCAGUACUAGUGUUGUGGCUAAAGGAGAGAGCUUUUCAGUUUCAAAGAUUUGGUUGUGGCCUAAGAAAGAUAACUUCUCUUCAGAUGCUCAGAGAAGGUUGCCUUCUUCUUCCCUUAACGUUGAUGAUCUUCCAAAACUUCCAUGGUUGGAAGAUCAUAAGAAGCUGGAGAACAAUGAAAGUUAGUAGUACUAUCUUUUGCUCAUUUUUUAAAAUGGAUAAGAUUUAGGGUUUACUGAUUAUAUUUUGGGGGCGUUUUCCAGUCAUCUCUUGUAACAUAUUUUGCUUAAAAGGUUGUUAAUGAUAUGAGAUCAAAGUUAGUGGAUUCCUAAAGACUGAUGCUUUAGCUUUAUUUUUAUUAUUAUCUUUGUCUCUU